This is a messenger RNA of Fonsecaea nubica, 1206 nucleotides long. RefSeq lists its product as hypothetical. Gene Ontology annotation, cellular component: plasma membrane; fungal-type vacuole membrane. Gene Ontology annotation, biological process: nucleoside transmembrane transport. The record is from RefSeq and is a predicted model, not a curated record. Bases 1 to 1206 code for a protein of 401 amino acids. NCBI's taxonomy places the organism in Eukaryota, Fungi, Ascomycota, Eurotiomycetes, Chaetothyriales, Herpotrichiellaceae. Gene Ontology annotation, molecular function: nicotinamide riboside transmembrane transporter activity; nucleobase transmembrane transporter activity. The transcript has a single exon.
AUGUUUCUCGCUGCAGCACCUUACUUCCAGCACCGUUUUCGCGGGGAUCGAUGGAUUCUCAACCACUUUCAAGCCGCCGAGGUCUCGGUCUCGACGGUCACGAAUCUCGGGUCGAUGAUAGCAUUGACCAAGCUGCAAAAGGGGGCGUCAUACCCGAGGCGAAUAUCCUUAUCCCUCGUGCUCAGCACUGCAGUGUUCGCUGUGCUGUCUCUGUCAACACUCGUGCCCACGUCCGCAGGCGUGUAUUUCGGCUUCCUCCUUGUGGCCAUCUUCGCGGCAAGCUUCUCUACGGGUCUACUACAAAAUGGAUUGUUUUCGUUUGCAUCAGGAUUUGGAAGAAGCGAGUAUACACAGGGUAUUAUGACGGGACAGGGUGUCGCGGGUGUCCUCCCACCGAUGGCGCAGAUUAUAUCUGUUCUGGUGGUCCCGGCUGAGAAAGACGGCAAUGGUGCAGAUGCGGCCGACGAAUCUCCCACUUCAGCAUUGGUCUAUUUCUUGACGGCCACUGCCAUCUCAGUCAUUGCUCUCUUUGCCUUUUUUUAUCUCUUGAAAAGAGAGGCCAAAAGUCGAGCUCUCCAAUCGGCGGCAAAAUCCACGGCCAACGAAGCUUCUGAAGGCGAUGCCUUGACGACAGGAAGCCUUGCAGCGGCAAGAGAAGAGGGUACGGACGACGUCAUCGAGCAACGGCCUUCAGUACCGCUACACACGCUCUUCAUGAGAAUGCCUUUCCUUGCGUCGGCGGUCUUUGUCUGUUUCGCUGUGACGAUGGUGUUCCCGAUCUUUACGGCGUCGAUCCAGUCUGUCAACAACAUUGACUCGGCAAUAUUUAUCCCAAUAGCCUUCCUGCUAUGGAACAUAGGCGAUCUGGCUGGCAGAUUGAUCACACUGUGGCCGAGGAUCUCCCUCACACACUAUCCGUUUGCCCUGUUCUGCAUCGCAAUGGCACGUCUUCUGUUCAUCCCAUUGUAUUUCCUCUGCAACAUCAAGAACAAGGGCGGAGUGGUGAGGAGUGAUUUCUUCUACUUGGUCAUUGUACAAUUCCUUUUUGGCUUGACAAAUGGGUAUCUAGGUAGUGAGUGUAUGAUGGGAUCAGGACAAUGGGUGCUCCCGGAAGAGAGAGAGGCAGCGGGAGGUUUCAUGGGAUUAAUGCUUGUCGCCGGGCUUACUGUGGGGAGUUUAUUGAGCUUCAUGCUUGGGGAUAUUUAG